Funneliformis geosporum is the source of this 858-nucleotide messenger RNA. NCBI's taxonomy places the organism in Eukaryota, Fungi, Glomeromycota, Glomeromycetes, Glomerales, Glomeraceae. The record is from the annotation of a GenBank genome assembly.
AUGAACACUUUUGAAAAGGUGGUUGUUGUUGACGGUAAAGGUCACUUACUCGGCCGAUUGGCAUCUAUUGUAGCAAAGCAAAUAUUAAAUGGCCAAAAAGUUGUAAUUGUUCGUGCUGAGGAAUUGAAUGUAUCAGGGUCCUUUUUCAGAAAUAAGAUCAAGUACCAUGAUUAUCUCCGUAAACGUAUGAUUGUCAACCCCGCCCGCGGUCCUUUCCAUUUUCGUGCACCUUCUAAAAUCUUUUAUAAGACCAUACGCGGUAUGAUUCCGCACAAGACUUCGCGGGGUACAGAAGCUUUGAAACGUCUUAAGAUCUUUGAAGGAAUACCACCUCCAUACGAUAAGACGAAGCGUAUGGUUGUUCCUGAUGCUUUGAGAGUUUUAAGAUUGAAACCUGGUCGUAAAUAUACUACAAUUUCUCGCCUCUCAAAUGAAGUUGGCUGGAAAUAUGGUGAAGUUAUUGAGCAACUUGAAGAGAAGCGUAAGAUUAAGAGUAAAGAAUUUUAUGAACGUAAAAAGAAAUCGGCCAACAUUAAAUCUCGGGCCCUAAAAAAUAAGGCCGAAGAUUUGUCGAAAGUUCAACAAAGUAUUUCUGCUCUUGUGGAACCUAACAAAUUUUUUGCAAACUGCAAACUAUGGAAGAUCGACAUUUCCCUCGAAGAUGAACAUAUCAUCGUAGAUCGUGAGGGUGGAAAGGAACGUAUCCGUUUGUUCGAUAAUGAAGACUUGGCAUCACAACAACCAUUAUCCUCGUGGAGGUUUGAUAAGAUGAAGGCACUCUUCAGCUUGAAAGCUGACGAUUAUCCUCAGUACGAAUCUCUGGAAGUCAUGGCUAAGGUCCUGUUGAUUGGGCUAUAA